Molecule: messenger RNA, 2342 nt
Organism: Ooceraea biroi (clonal raider ant)
Lineage: Eukaryota; Metazoa; Arthropoda; Insecta; Hymenoptera; Formicidae
Product: threonylcarbamoyladenosine tRNA methylthiotransferase
Biological process (GO): tRNA methylthiolation
Cellular component (GO): endoplasmic reticulum
Molecular function (GO): 4 iron, 4 sulfur cluster binding; tRNA (N(6)-L-threonylcarbamoyladenosine(37)-C(2))-methylthiotransferase activity
Source: RefSeq, a predicted model, not a curated record
CUAGAAACUAAAUGUGUCUUCAAAAAGCGGCCAUACUCCCACCACUGAAAUUAGAGGUAGUUUCCAGACCUGUAUGUAAGACCAUGAUUACGAUACUACUCAUUACUGUACCACCACUGUACAAGAUUCAAAGGAGAAAACUACUUCAUGUGCACAACGUACAUCCUGAACUAUGUAGUCAACGUCCAGAAAUUUGUUCGGUUGAUAAAUCUUUAUCGAUAGUGGAUAAAUAUUUCGAGUCAAUGCAUUGUUAAAGUUUGCGAAAAUAGAUACCUAGGUGGCGCACGUUUAAAAUAUUUCCUCGUUUUAUGUUUUGUAAUUAUUACAUUGCAGCCAAUAUAGUUAUACAUAAUUAAAACAGCGAUAAGCGAUAAAUAAUAACAGAACGUUAGAAGAAUAUUAUUUCGUCCAUUAUAUAUCAUGUCAGUUUAAACUGGAUCUUCCAAUUUACAAAUCGUCGUCGCACGUGCACUUAAUCUAACCUUCAAGUGUUUCGUGACACAUUUCAAGAUCGCAGUGAAUAAUCGCAUUAUUUUCGUGUUAUUUUCGGCGAACAUGGUCGUGCCGUGUGCGGACAUUAUCGAAGAUAUCGAGGAUCUGAUCGCGUCGCAAGACAUAACGCCCAAGGAGAGAUACAGCUCGAGGAAGCGCGUUACGAUACGACCGAAACGACAGCAGCAGCUGCAGGAAGACGUGCCACAACCGCGUGACUUAUCGAGCGUGAUACCCGGCACGCAGACGAUCUAUGUAAAGACAUGGGGAUGUACGCAUAACAGUUCGGACACCGAGUAUAUGGCUGGUCAGUUGGCGGCAUAUGGUUACAAUUUGACGGAUGACAAGCUCAAGGCGGGCCUGUGGCUCCUAAAUUCGUGUACCGUGAAGAGUCCUGCGGAGGAUCAGUUCAAGAAUGAGAUUAAUCAUGGCAAAAAAAUGGGCAAACACAUCGUGGUCGCUGGAUGUGUGCCACAAGGUGCUCCAAAGUCCUCCUUCCUGCAGGGAUUGAGCAUAAUCGGCGUGCAACAGAUCGACCGAGUGGUCGAAGUCGUGGAGGAAACUUUGAAAGGUAACACGGUGAGGUUUCUGCAUCAAAAGAAGGACGCUGGCAAGAAGGUGGGCGGUGCCUCUCUGAGCUUACCAAAGGUGCGGCGAAAUCCGCUGAUCGAAAUCAUAGCAAUAAACACGGGCUGCUUGAAUCAGUGCACCUACUGCAAGACGAAGCACGCGCGCGGAGAACUGGGCAGUUAUCCACCAGCAGAGAUAGUGGAGCGAGCUAGGCAGGCGUUUGACGAGGGCAUAUGCGAGUUAUGGUUGACGUCAGAGGACACCGGUGCUUACGGUCGCGACAUCGGUACCAGCUUACCGGAAUUGUUGUGGCAACUGGUGAACGUGAUCCCCGAGGGCUGCAUGAUGCGCGUUGGUAUGACCAACCCACCAUACAUUCUGGAGCACUUGGACGAGAUGGCUAAGAUCCUACGACAUCCACGAGUCUAUGGUUUCCUGCACGUCCCAGUGCAGUCGGGCAGCGAUCAAGUGUUGGCCGAUAUGAAGCGCGAGUACACGCGCGCCGAAUUCGAGCACGUGGUGAAUUUCCUAAGUGAGCGGGUACCGGGUUUGACCAUAGCCACGGACAUCAUCUGCGGUUUUCCCACGGAGACCGAGGCGGACUUCGAGGAAACGAUGACGCUCUGCCAGAAGUACAGGUUUCCGAGUCUGUUUAUCAAUCAGUUCUUUCCUCGACCAGGUACACCCGCCGCUAGGAUGCCGAAGGUGCCUGCGCAGCAGGUGAAGGCGAGAACGAAACGACUAUCCGAGUUCUUCCAGUCGUACGAGCCUUAUGGUCACAAAGUGGGACUGGUGCAGAAAGUGCUGGUGACGGAAAUAUCGCACGAUAAACGACAUUACGUAGGUCACAAUAAAUUUUAUGAACAAGUGCUGGUCCCCAUGAGGGAGAAGUACAUGGGAAAGAUGAUUGACGUGAGGAUCACGGAAGCAACGAAGUUUUCCAUGAAGGGAGAACCGAUUAGCGAAGGCGUGUCACCAGCACUGAAGUCUCCUCUACCAUUGGGAAUCGUUUCUGGAAUGCCAGUACAGACAAAACCGACGUCGAAAUACACGCUAGCGACGUUUAUGGCGAUAUUCUUUGCUGUGAUAUUUAGGAUACUAUGGAAAUUUUUUAUUUAAAAACGUAUGUGCACAAUUUAUCUUAUAAGAUAUUUUUUCAAGUUAUUUAAAGAUUAUGUAAAUUUAUUAUAUAGAUACUGAGAGAUCAUGCAAUAUAACAUUACAUGAACUAGAAUCUUGUACAGCAGAAUAAAUAAGAAAUUAAGUAGAAUUUUAUAACA